Molecule: messenger RNA, 4008 nt
Organism: Nerophis lumbriciformis (worm pipefish)
Lineage: Eukaryota; Metazoa; Chordata; Actinopteri; Syngnathiformes; Syngnathidae
Source: RefSeq, a predicted model, not a curated record
AUGAGAACUGGGGAUUAUGUCUGCAUCACUCUGCAAGGUGGUGGGCCCUGGGGGUUUACUCUAGAAGAAGGCCCAGACACUGACACUGACGCACCUCUUCUAGUUUCCAAGGUGGAGGAAAGCGGGUGCGCUUCCCAAGCUGGCGUACGGGAAGGGGACAGGUUGGUGGCGUUGAAUGGAGAGCCGUGUGCCGGCGUGGCUCUUUCACAGGCUCAAGCCAUAGUGGACGCGACGAGCGGGUGUCUACGCUUGCUUAUCAAGAGACGGAGAGGUGCGAAGGAGCCUUCAAAGAUGAGGGAGCUCUACAUAUCCGAGUCCCAAGAUGAAGUGUCCGACGGAGAUCUGCAUCGGGACAGCAGUGGAGAGACUCCCUCGCCGUCCCUUUCCCAGAUAACCUUGGACAACAUGGUAGCAUCUCCGCACUUGACUCGAAAGCCCCUCAGCCAGCACGGGGUGGUGCAAGGGAGGGCGCCAGCAGCAUCGGCAUCACCUGGGAGGGGCAUCCUGAGCGGUGGAGUGGGAGGCCCCGGGGUGAGCGCCGGAUCCCCAGGAGCGGGAGGAGGGCCCUGUGAGCUUCCCGGCUCUUUUAGUCUCUCUUUCCAAAUCUCCUCAGACGACGGAACGCCCGUCGAGGAGCAGGAUUCCGAUUCCGAUCCGGAGAAACCCAACAAACACCGAGCGAGGCACGCCAGGCUCAGGCGCAGCGAGAGUCUGUCCGAGAAGCAGGUGAAGGAGGCCAAGUCCAAAUGUAAGCGGAUCGCGCUUCUUCUUAGCGCCGCGCAGCCCAACCCCAACAACAAGGGCCUGUUGAUGUUCAAGAAGCACCGUCAGAGAGCCAAGAAGUACACCCUCGUGAGCUACGGUACCGGCGAGGACGAGCGAGAAGACAGCACCGAAGAGGACGAAGAAGACUCGCGGAAGGGAAUCCGCGUGGUCGAAUUCACGCUCGAGGAUCGAGACGAGUCGGAUUUAGAGAAGCGCUUCCUCGCGAAUGCCCGCGGCGGCAAAAGCGUGCUGACCAUCUGCCUGGAUAAAAGUCUCCUCGACGGCGAGCGGAAUCAAACGCGGAUGGAGUGUUUGCCCGAAACCAAGGGCAAAGGCGCCCUCAUGUUCGCCCAGAGGCGUCAGCGAAUGGACGAGAUUGCGGCCGAGCACGAAGAGCUUCGGCGUCAAGGGAUGCCCGUGGAAGGGGCGAAAGCGGAACCGGAUCAAGCGUACAUGGAUGUGAAUGUUCACCAGCAGCAGCAGUACCAGCAAUACCAGGAACAGCAGUACUAUGAGCAACAACAACAGCAGCAGCAAUUCCAGCAGCAACAGCAAUACCAACAAUAUCAGCAGCAGUAUGAGCAACAGCAAAUGCAUCAGCAAGAUCAGCAUCUUCACUUUUCCGGGGAUGGUUCAGUGCAACCGCAAAGCCACGAGGCGCGGAGCUCUUUAAGCAAUCGCACCGCAAAGCCCUUUCCGGUACAAAACGUGGCAGCGACCCCUUACUCUCCUGCAAUGAGUGGGACUAAUCAAUAUUCUGUGGGCCAAGGAGAGCAGAUCGCCUCUCGUGACGAGCGCAUUUCCACGCCUGCAAUCAGGUCGGGGAUCCUGGAUUUAAAGAGGAGAAAUGUCGCCAAGCCCAUGUUCACGUUCAAAGAGACACCAAAGAUGUCACCUAAUCCAGAGUUGCUGAACCUCGUUAACAUGAGUAACAAGAAGAUUGGUUUUGAGUCAGGACCCGAGGAAGACUACCUCAGCCUAGGGGCUGAGGCUUGUAAUUUCCUCCUGUCCUCACGCUCGAAACACAAAAAUCCUCCGCCGGUGGCCCCGAAGCCUGUGAUUGAUCCCAGCGCUGCCCCUUGGUCUCCGCAGAUGGAAGUAACCAAUCAGGGCAUGCCUCAGCAUUCUGAAAAUAGUGCAUCCACACCUGCUGUAGCCCCCGCCGCAAAGACCACCCUUUCAAAUGACCGAGAGCCAACCUCUACUGUGCAUGUCUCUGGGCCAUCUCCCCCUCAAGCCCAACUGGAAGCCCCUGCACACGCCGCUGUGCAACAACAGACGUGGCCACCGGUAAGCCAACAACAAGUGGGCAUCCAAGAGGGAAACUGUAACGUAAGAUCUUCCCCCUUGCCCGAGACCGGUACUGAAAGAAUUUGGGAUUCCGUACAAGUAACCCCGCAGCAAUCGACAAUUUCCUGUUAUCCGGCUCAAGUACAGCCCCAUGAGCCACCCUUGAGUCAGUCCUCUCUCCAGCCACAAUGGACAACGCCUCAACCCACUCACAGUCAAGUGCAGUCCCAGACCGCUGCCAAUACAUGGACACCCCAAAUUCAGGCAUCAUGGAAUCAGGCAGAGCAAGCACCGUCACACGCCCAGCCAUCCUGGUGUCAGCCUCAAGAAUUACCACAGUCCCAAACAGAACCAAACUGGACACACGCUUCUGAACCGCAAGCGCAGCAAAUUCAGCCAGCCUGGGGUCGCCCACAAGAACCGAUGCUGCAGCAGCAGGUUUCCUGGGCCCAGGCUCCACCAGUAGACUCUCAACCAACAUGGGCUCAACAUGAAUCCCAAGCUCAGGCUCCUUGUGUUCAGCCAGAAUUUCAGCAACAGCCAUCAUGGGGUCAAAUUGCAGAGGCAAAAUCUUGGCCGCAGGCCCAAGCACCAGAUCAACAAUGGGCUUCGGCUCAGCCCCAAGCACAUCCUCCAAUAAUUACCUGGCCUCCACCUCCACCCACUUGGACCGAAACAGCCCAAGCACAACCACACGUGCAGCCUCCAGCCGGUUUGAACGCUUGGGCACCUGUUCCCGCUCAGCCGCAGCCGCAACCAUCUUGGACCCAGCAGCCCGCAGAACAGGUCCAGGGUCCCUCCAAUUCCUGGGAGGGCGAGCAAGGUCCGCCCCAACAUCAGGCAACCUGGGUCCAGUCUGAUCGUCCUCAGCCACAGCCGUCCUGGCAACAAGCACCCUUAAAAACCGUGCAGCAGCCUGCGAUGAACGCAUGGUCGCAGGCUCAAACCCCUCCCACUACCUGGACACCGCAGUCCCAACAAACCUCUGGGGCCAACACUCCACCUUUGCCCAAGCCUUGGAAUACCCAACAAAAGCGCGGCCCACAGCGAGUAAAAGCUUUCACCUCUGGUCACAAUGUUUCAUUCCCCGUCAACCCCUUGGCCACCGUCCUGAACCCGUCAUCCUCCGGUUCGGCUUACGAGAUGCCUGCCGUCCGAGGGAAAGGCGCCGACAUGUUUGCCAAAAGGCAAUCUCGCAUGGAGAAGUACGUGGUGGACUCUGAGACCGUGCAGGCUAACAUGGCGGGUCGAUCCACGUCGCCGGCUGCUUCCUUACCAAGCGAGUGGAAGUACACCCCCAACGUACGUGCUCCGCCCUCACGUGGUUUCAAUCCCAUCCAGUCCCCCUCCUAUCCGCCGGGUGCGUCCAAGCAGCCUCCUUCUAGCGCCCCGGAGUCAAAAGCUAAGAAAAAAGGCAAACAAGGACCUCCCCCAAAACCGCUUGACGUUGUUGACGUCAUGAAGCAUCAACCCUACCAACUUAGCGCCUCCCUUUUUACAUACGGGCCUGCAGCAGAAACUGCAAAAGAGUCUUCUCCUAAGCCCAGCUGUUCACCCCAGAACCAGCAACCGGUUCAGUCAGCUGGAACAUUUAGCACUUCGUACCCCGAGCAGCCUAAUGAUGGCAACUAUCAGCCAAGUCCUAACGCUUAUCCCCAGCAACCUUCAGGUGGUCCUUACUGGCAACCACAUAAUAAACAACCCCCUCAAUUGCCUAGUCCCCAGUACCCACCACCGCAAGUCCCUUACGAAGCAGCUGCUAGUCCCCCUUACCUUUCACCUAGCUUAGCCUUCCAGCAGCCAACUCACGCAAAUGUAGCUCCUAGCUAUCCCGUCGCUUCACCGCCUGGCUCUACGACCAGCGGCAACGCUGGCGCGGCGCCAAAACCAAAGUUUAUGGCUAAAAAAAGCUCUGCUCAGGUGUGGAAGCCCACUGUCCCUGAGAAGGAGUAA